Molecule: messenger RNA, 1603 nt
Organism: Limulus polyphemus (Atlantic horseshoe crab)
Lineage: Eukaryota; Metazoa; Arthropoda; Merostomata; Xiphosura; Limulidae
Product: alpha-(1,3)-fucosyltransferase C-like
Exons: 1
Coding region: 19-1182 (387 amino acids)
Cellular component (GO): membrane
Molecular function (GO): alpha-(1->3)-fucosyltransferase activity
Source: RefSeq, a predicted model, not a curated record
AUUGUCGUUGUAUUAGAGAUGCGUUCUUCCAUGUUAUAUGGCGUAUUUUUUUUACUUUUACUGAUAAUAUUGAGUAGUCUUCUAAUGAAUUCAGAAUGGAGUUGUACAACUAGUAAAAGCAAGUAUAUCUUUCCUUGGAUUUCUUCCACUUAUACGAGCAUACCUUCUGAGUUUUCUCAAUUAAAUAUGAAAGUGAUAUUACUGUGGACACCGUUCUUUAGUAGCACAAAAUGGAGUAAUAUUUCUCUUCAAAAAUUGAAUUGCCCGAUUACACGGUGUGAAAUAACCAAAGACCGAAACCGUUUUAAUUACAGUAAUCUUGUAAUUUUUCAUUGGAGAGAUACUAAAGCCCAUGACCUUCCAUCAACUCAUCCAGCUUUUCAACGAUGGGCUCUUUUUAAUCUUGAGUCCCCUCAUCACACGCCAGUUGCAAAUAUUCAAGCCUUAAGAAACAACAUUAAUUGGACAAUAACCUAUCGUACUGAUUCGGACAUAUUUGUUCCUUAUGGGAAAUUCGUCGCUAAGAAUAAGUCUGAACUGAUUGCCGUUGUAAAUACUGACCAGAAAAAAUCUUUGAAUAACACAAGUAUUUCAAAAAAAAGGUUGGCUGUAUGGAUAGUAAGCAACUGUAAAACCCCAUCUAAUAGGGAGAACUUUGUUACCGAAUUAAAGCGAUUUAUUCCAGUUAACGUAUACGGUAGCUGUAAUUAUAACAGAUGUUAUCCAAUUAAUCCUGUUAUGACGUGUUUCAAAAGCUUAGCCCAGCAAUAUAUAUUUUACUUGGCGUUUGAAAAUUCAAUAUGCAAGGAUUAUGCUACAGAAAAAUUGUAUAUGGCAUUAAAAGUGGGCCUUAUACCAGUUAUGUUCAGUGGUGCAAAUUAUAGUUCAUUUUUGCCUCCAAAUUCUUACAUUGAUGCACUGAAUUUUUCAUCUCCUAAAGAAUUAGCAAACUAUUUGUUAACUGUCUCAAAAACCGAGAAACUUGUGGAGAAUUAUCAGGAGUGGACAAAAACAUUUGAGAUUGAAAUUAAAUAUUUUUAUUGGUUUUGUGACGUGUGUGAGAAGCUUCACAGAGAAUCUAUUGAAAAUAGGCAUUAUCACACUUUUCAAAAACUAUACAGAUGGUGGUUUCUUGAAGCUAAGUGUAAAAUGUGGGUGAAUAACAUUCUAAAAACAGUUUGAAGUAAGCUAAUUUUGUUUCUUAAGUUAGUAUUCCUAUGGAAGUUUGUUCAUGUUUUGGUUUUUUUAGUUGUAAUUAUAAUUUAUUUUUCAUAUCUUAACAGUAGCUAUUAUAUUUCAACAUAUGAUAUUUGGUAGCUUGCAACGUUGUUACAUUUCUUGAUAAAAUUUGCUUUUAUUAUUUGGUUACAAUGAAUAAGCAAUAUCUUACUUUGUAUUUUAUAUUGUUUGUCACAAUUUUCUGUUUGUUAGGAUAUAUCAACACAACUGCAGGGAUUACUUUGAAAGUUUUCAUUAAUCAAAAACUUUCAUUUUUUGAGAUUAAAGAAAUUGUUAAUAAAGCUACAGAUGUACCAACGAUUUUAAAGUUGACCAUUUGAUUAUUAAUCUAAUUUUUGCUGAUUCAUUUGUAAUGCAGGGAAUC